Messenger RNA from Callorhinchus milii (elephant shark), 4076 nucleotides. Its product is annotated as spermatogenesis-associated serine-rich protein 2. Bases 313 to 2052 code for a protein of 579 amino acids. Gene Ontology annotation, cellular component: cytoplasm. Lineage: Eukaryota; Metazoa; Chordata; Chondrichthyes; Chimaeriformes; Callorhinchidae. Gene Ontology annotation, molecular function: protein binding. The record is from RefSeq and is a predicted model, not a curated record. The transcript is spliced from 13 exons.
UGGGGGGGUGUGGGGGAGAGGGGGAGAAGGGAGGCCUCAGACUGGGAACACUUUUGUUUGUUUUAAAAAAANGAGAAGAAUUGCCUGGAUUUAUUCAGUGUGAAUAGAUGUUUGCCGACUUAGCAGAAAGGGAGUUACCAAGAAGACAUCCAGACAAGAACUGCCUCUCCUCCAGUGGGAAAUUAGUGAUAAGAGUUAUUGCUGAUCUUCUGUUUCAAAUACCCCCCCCAACCCCCCUAAAAAAAUCUCUUACUCCCAACCCCAUUCCCCCCAAAAAAAUCGUCUCCUCAGCUCUACAUCUGAAACUUCGAGAUGGCUAAAAAACAAAGUCAAAAGGAUCCCACCGGAGUGGUGUUUGACACGAGAUCCAAAGCUGUCAUGGCUCACGGAGGAUCCAACGAAAACAUAAAGGAAAAGAUUACUGCAGUCCGGGCAAUCGUUCCGAACAGAAGUAAAAAUGAAAUCAUUUUGGUGCUGCAGCACUACGAUAACUGUGUGGACAAAGCUGUUCAGGCCUUUAUGGAAGGUUAUGCCACGGAGGUGCUAAAGGAGUGGAGUGUAACGGGGAAAAAGAAGAACAAAAAGAAGAAGAAGCCAAAGCCACAGGUUAAAACAGAGCCGGAGCCUGACCCUGAACAGACUGAGGCGCCUGGCAAAGGGGCGUCUAACAACGGCGACUUGUCCGCGGCUUCGUCCGAGAAGGACGAGAUCAACGGCUACCACGUCAACGGCUCUGUGAACGGGGACGAGUCUGUGGAUUCUCUCAGCGAGCACCUGGACACCCUCUCCAUGGACGCCCAGGAAUUGGAGGAUUGCGAGUCAAUGACCUUAGAAGCCGAAGUCGCUGUGGGUCAGUGCAGCCGAGUCUCUGUGUUAGACGUCGAGCCCUCUCGGACGCAGAAGAAAUUACAAUCCAGCCAUCCUUCCCAUCGACAGCAUCCUCCCAAAACGUAUCAACAGAGAAACGCAAACAAAUCCCGACCACGGACCAACUCGGGAUCCCAGUCCGCUGCCUCUCUUUCCUUAAUCAUGCCAGAGGAAGGCAUGGCUGUCUCAUCCAAAAAUAAAAAACUAGGUGCUAACAUAGAGAAAUCAGCCAAGGACCUGCAGCGCUGCACGGUGUCGCUGGCCAGGUACGGGGCCGUCAUUAAGGAAGAAAUGGACAUUUCCAUCAAGAAGAUGAAGGCGGUGUUUGCUGAUCUACAGAACUGCCUCAUGGACCGGGAGGUGGCGUUGCUGGGAGAGAUGGAUAAGGUCAAGGCAGCAGCACUGGAAAUCUUGGACAGCCGUCAGAAGAAAGCCGAGGGGUUGAAGAGAAUGACGGACAGUGCUGUGCGGAUGUCUGAGGAGCAGCUGGCGGAGCUCAGAGCGGACAUUAAGCAUUUUGUUAGUGAACGCAAAUACGAUGAGGACCUAGGACGUAGUGCACAGUUCACAUGUGAUGUGGAAGAACUCAAAGCGAGUAUCCAGGCAUUCGGACAGGUGUCACAUCCCAGGAACAACUACUCUGCUCGGUCUCGGUGUAGCUCCGUGUCCUCCAUGUCUGUCACCAGCCGCAGCGACAUCUCAGCCCCUUCGACCCCCGACUGCACCUCAAAUCCUAACCUGACCAGAUCGGGGAAGAAGGUUUCAUCUUCGGGGGAGCCCUCCACUGCCUCAGCCAACUCCGCCGCCCGCCCAUUUCCAUCAAACCGUCCGAUGCCUCAGGGGAACAGGAGGUCAGGUUACCGGCCUCAGCCCAACAGGCUGAACCCGAGCCAUGGGAGGAACGAGGAUAGAAACCGCCCCCGCAACGGAGCCCGGAACUACUACUCCAGCGCUCGCCCUAGCGGCCCCCCCCGGCCCCAACCCCCACCCCAGCUCCGGCCCCAACCGCAGCCCCUCCCCGCAGACAAGAGCCAGACACACUCUGCCACUCCCAACGGCACCCCCGCCGCCAAGCAGCCCCCCUUAGCCCAGCUCGCCCCCAAGCAGGCCCUGAUCGCCCCCCCCAACGCCCUCCCCCAACGUAGGCCAAGGUCAAGCGCAAAUGAAGCCACCACGGACUCCUGAGAGCUUCUGAUGCCCCCCUCCCUCCCUGUGAGGAGCAACAGCCCCCUCCCCCGACCCGUUAGAUGUGAUAAAACACACACAAAAACCAUUGAGUUUACAUUUACUGAGUCUGUGACACUUUAGCUUCUUCUAUUAUAGUCUCUGUCUUUCCUCCCCCCCCUUCCCCCCACCCUCAAGGUUUCUGUGUUCACACAUUUUGACUAUCAGCCUCUGUACAUUGUCAACGCCCUUCGGGAGGACACAGCGACAAUCCGGCUUAGACUUUAGGCAUUUUUUUCAAAUCUAUAUAAACCCAUUCUCGCUGGUGUGUCGUGGUUCACAGGAGAGUUUGCUCGCUGCCUUUCUUUUCUGUUAUUUUUUUCCCCCAAAUUCCAGAAUUCACUAUGCAUCUCCAAACCGUUCGGAAUGAAAGUGCCUUGUGUCAGUCAUUGUCACUUCUCUCUCUCACUCUCUCUUUCCCCCUCCCCUCCCGCUAUACUUUAUAUAAACGUGAAACAAAAAGGACCAAAGACCUUAAAAAGACGAUUGUACUAGAGAUCAACCUUUAAUCCCACCAGGGCAAGCACACUUACACUUACACACAGUCACACACUUACACACAGUCUCACACAAUCUCACACACGUACAAAUUAUUCUUCACUGAUAAUGGGUAUGUAUUUGAAAUCGAGCUGUUUUAAUGGAAGACAGUGGCCUGUUCAGAUUGUGUGUUAUUUGAUGUGCUGGAGACCGCAUGCCAAUGGGGGAAGAAACACACUGAAUUGCUGCCAGCUUCCUUACCCUGAUCCUCCGCCCACCUCCCACCUCAUCCUCGCCCACCCCACCCCACCCACCUCAGUCACGCUCAUUAGCCAAUCGUGACUCCAGCCGCUGGUUCCUGUUGCAAGUCUCCCAGAUCUCCUGCCUCAGAAUCUGCUGCUCAUUAGAAUCUUCCCUGUGAAGUAGUUUGACUCUUUUUCUACAGAAAUAUACAUAGGAAAAAAACCACAAGAGUCUUGAAUCGAAGCAGAUUGAACAUCGCACGGUGUCUUGUCCUCGUGCGUUUUACUUUCAUUGAGACUAAACGUGUUGCAAUUUGUUUACAUCUCUUUGUUGAGUUGAUGCUAGAAACCUGGAGUGGAGGGGUGUGUCCCAAGCCAUGUGUUAGGACCUCAUUGUCCAAUUUCUAUCUCCCACCCUCAGCUCAGCCCGUGUCCACUGAGCAGCUAAAAUCUGCCCCUUCUCAAACCCAGUUGCUGCGCCCAAUGCCAGUAAGUCGAUGCAUUUAUUGUGUCAAGCCAUCGCGUUAAGGGUGGCCAGUGUUGAGACCGAUGGGGGGAAGAGAGUAUUGCUGGUAAGUUCACUGUAGAAGCUUGGCUGGGGGGGGAGGGGGGGUUCAGCCAGGAUUUAAAGUGAAGUUCAAACAGAACGCCAAAUACUACAGAUGCUGGAAAUCUGAAACAAAAACCGAAGUCGCCGGGAACACUCAGCAGGUCAGGCAGCAGAGGAGAGAGUCCAGAAGGACUCAUUGAUAGAAGGGUCGUGGACCCGAGAUGUUGACUCACUUUAGGAGCGCCAUUGGGUGGUUUAGUGAGGGAGUGAGGAGGCCCGAGGCAUAAAGACCAUCAGUCACCUCAGCCCACGAGACCGAGAACCCAACAGUGAGUGCAGAUGCAUGUUCCUGAGCACCAACUAGUGAUGGCUGUUGGGAGGUUGGUGAGCACAGGCUGGGGUUGUGUUCUCUUCCACCCCCCCCCCCCUCGCUCUAGACAGAUCUAACCUGCCCACGCUCAGCCGCUGGGUGAGGUCACUAGUGAAUGGCUCGUACAUAAAUAGGAAGGAAAAGGAGUCAAACAUCUUCAGGAGAAGAUUGGUGAGACCUCCCACCACCAAUAGUCUCUUGGGUGACAAAGCAGCGGAAUCCAGCUCAGGGUGGGCUGGUGGUGUGUAGGAAACGCCGCUCUUUCUGAUCAGUCCAAGGCUCUCCUCCUCACACGUGAUGUAUUUAAAAAUGUAGUUGAUAAAAUAAAAAAAAGCAGUAUUCCAAA